AUGAAAGCAUGGACGUUUACUCGCGCAGGUUCCGCUGAACGAGUGCUCCAACUAUCCCAACAGCACCCCAUUCCUGCCCUAAACACUAGCACCGAUGUACUCAUCCGCAUAACCCAUGUGGCCCUGCACCCCGGCACAACCAUAAUGAUGAACCUUGUCCCAUCCAUCUUUCGAACCACGCCUGGCAUUGCAGAAACAGACUUCUCGGGGUUGGUCAUCGCAACCGGCAAGGAGGUCCCAGUUACCCCCAGCCAGAUAAUGAGCACCGGUUCUGGGGCCUUGGCAGAAUAUCUCGUCGUGGAUAUGAAUUGCAUAGCUCGCAAACCAGCCAAUAUCUCAUUCGCGCAGGCGGCGGGGUUACCCGUCUCGGGUACAACUGCUCUCACGCUCAUGGAUGCUGCGGAUAUUCGACCCGGGGAUCGGGUACUCAUCAAUGCUCCGAGUGGGGGCAUUGGACACCUCGUCACGCAACUUGUGUCUCAGAUUGUCGCUGGCGAAGGGCGUAUUGUAGGUAGGUGCUCUGCUGCUUCUUUCGACGUGGCGAGAACACUCGGUUGCCAUGAUGUUGUGGUAUACAAUACUUCGGGUGGCUCGUCUACCUCUACUGGGACGGAGAUAUAUGGAGACGAACCAUUCGACAAGAUUAUCGACACCCGUGGAUCUCAGGAUCUGUGGUAUUCGUCGCCUGCAAUUCUAAAAUCUGGAGUGGACCACACGUACACAUCGGUGGGACCGGUACUGGAAUCUUAUACUUACUUGGGCAUGUUCGCAUGUCUGUUGAAAAUGGGUUUGAAUAGAGUUCUGCCUGUUUGGGCUGGCGGGGUAGACCGGGAGUAUAGACAGGUUACGGCUAUGGUUAGUACGGACAAGCUUGAAAGGUUAAGAAAGCUAUGUGAGAUGGGUCAAUUAGGUGUCUUGAUAGGAGAUACAUGGCUAUUUGAGGAUGCUGUUCAGGCAUUCCACGUUAUGGCUGGCAAGCAUGCAAGGGGGAAGCUGGUUAUAUGUGUUGCAGAUCUAAAGGUACGGGCUGAGUAA
Molecule: messenger RNA, 1035 nt
Organism: Aspergillus bombycis
Lineage: Eukaryota; Fungi; Ascomycota; Eurotiomycetes; Eurotiales; Aspergillaceae
Product: NAD(P)-dependent alcohol dehydrogenase
Exons: 3
Coding region: 1-1035 (344 amino acids)
Cellular component (GO): mitochondrion
Molecular function (GO): oxidoreductase activity
Source: RefSeq, a predicted model, not a curated record